AUGCUUACAGUUGCAGAAUUAAUGUGUGAAAUAUUUGCACAUCUUCAAAAAAAUUUCCAACCAGAAAUUGAAGCUGUUCGUAAACAAUAUCCAAGCGAGCCGUUUAUUUUUACUGAAAAACCUUUAAUAAUUCAAUAUUCACAGGCUGUUUCAAUGCUUAGAGAGGCUGGUGUUGAACAGGGAGAUGAAGAGGAUUUGAGUACUCCAAACGAAAAACUUCUCGGCCGUUUAGUCCGUGAAUGUUAUUCCACUGACUUUUAUGUUCUUGACAAAUUCCCACUUGCGGUUAGACCAUUUUAUACAAUGCCUGAUCCUUUGGAUGAACGUUAUUCAAAUAGUUAUGAUAUGUUUAUGAGAGGAGAAGAAAUUCUUUCUGGUGCCCAACGUGUUCAUGAUCCAAUAUUACUCACUGAACGUGCAAAAAUACAUAAUAUUGAUUUGGAAAAGAUUCGUGCUUAUAUCGAUGCAUUUAAAUAUGGAUGUCCUCCACAUGCUGGUGGUGGAAUUGGUUUGGAACGUGUAACAAUGCUUUUCCUUGGUUUAGGCAAUAUUCGACUUGCUUCGUUAUUUCCACGUGACCCUAAACGAAUUACUCCAUAG
Meloidogyne enterolobii is the source of this 600-nucleotide messenger RNA. The record is from the annotation of a GenBank genome assembly. Lineage: Eukaryota; Metazoa; Nematoda; Chromadorea; Rhabditida; Meloidogynidae.